AUGCCUGUCCAAGUAUACAGCACCCCCGGGGUGGACGUCAGCCCCCUCGCCCGGCCAUUGACGUUCAAUUUCUCAAAAAAGACGGCCAAGAACCGCUUCUUGAAGGCAGCCAUGGCCGAGUCGCUGUCGAGCUGGAGCGCAACCGACCUCCAAGCCCGUGGCAUACCCUCCCCUGAGCUCAUCAACUUGUACAGACGAUGGGGCGAGGAGAAGAACUCGUGGGGCGUGAUUCUGACGGGAAACCUGUCCACGAAUUAUGGCAUGCCGGGAAGUGCUGGUGAGGCCAUGAUCACUCCCGAGGAUGCCUUCUACGGUGAGCGAUUCGAGGCGUUCCAGAAGCUGGCUGCUGCAGCCAAGGCGAAUGGCAGCUUGAUUGUUGGCCAGGUCAGCCAUCCCGGCCGGCAAGCGCCCGAGAAGCUCGUCAAGGAGCCCAUUUCUGCAUCGGCAGUGCCCCUGGAGCCCAAGAUGGGCAUGACCUUUGCCAAGCCCCGCGCGGCCAACAAGGCCGACAUCGCCCGCGUGAUCGCCGGCUUCGCGCACGCCGCGCAGUACCUCGAGAAGGCGGGCUUCGACGGCAUCGAGCUGCACGGCGCCCACGGCUACCUGCUGGCGCAGUUCCUCUCGCGCAGGACGAACCAGCGCACCGACGCGUACGGCGGCUCCCUGCGCAACCGCGUCCGCCUCAUCACCGAGAUCGCGCAGGAGAUCCGCAGGCGCACGUCGCCCGACUUCAUCCUGUCCAUCAAGCUCAACAGCGUCGAGUUCCAGGAGGGCGGGUUGACGCCCGAGGAGGCGCGCGACCUGUGCCUGAUCCUGCAGGAGGAGGUCGGGUUCGACUUCAUCGAGCUCAGCGGCGGCACGUACGAGGAGAUGGGCAUGGCGUGGGAGAAGGAGAGCACGCGCAAGCGCGAGGCCUUCUUCAUCGAGUUCGCCGACACCAUCGUGCCGGCCAUGGGCAAGGACCGGCAGACGCGGGUCUACAUCACGGGCGGGCUGCGCAGUGCGGGGGCCAUGGUCAAGGCGCUCGACGUCGUGGACGGCGUGGGCCUUGGAAAGCCAUCGACCGGGAACCCUGCCUUGGCUGCCGACAUCCUCGAGGGCCGCGUCACCGGCGCGAUCAAGCCGGUCGCGCCCUACGACAAUGACGGCGGCGUCGGUCUCGUCGCCUCAGGCGUCCAGAUCCGGCAGCUGAGCCGGGGCCUCGAGCCGUUCGACCUGAGCGACACCAAGGCUGUCGAGGCGUUCGGCACGGCCAUGCAGCCCUGGUACAUGGCCAACGUGCAGGACGUCGAGGGGACUCGCUCGGGGUAUUUCGACCUGGACCUUCCUCUUCGGAAGCUGUACAAGGCCGAGUGCCGGACUACACCGUUGAAGCGCAAAGUGGUGCCGACGACCCGAAAACCCGUCCCGGCAUCCCAAGGAUUGAACAUUUCGGCACCCGAGUCUUCUUCACGCACGGAAGCACUUGAGAUCCGGCUGGCAAACAUCGAGACACAGCUGCAGCAGUUCAUCAGUCUCGCUUCGGCAGCCCUCCUGGACAGACAGGCACAGGCUCAAGUGCAGCCGCAACAGCCACAGUUCCAGCAGGUGACGCCGGCGUCUCACAACCCUUCAUCUCACCUCACUACUCAUCAUGGCAAUGCUUCCUGGACGCCCGCAUCGUUCUCGUCAGACUCACCAGCGGCCGAGGUCCGGCGCAAGGAGCAGCGCUACGAACUGCCGCCGCUGGAGGACAUCCUGCCGGUGAUAGACAGCUACUUCCACAACUUCAACUCGGUGACGCCACUGUUCCAGAGGUCGACUUUCAUGCGCACACUUCAAGCGUGGUAUUCGUCCAACAGCUCAGCGUCUCCGCGGUGUCCGGCGGCAUGGGCUGCAGUCAAUGUCGUCCUCGCACUCGGUCGCCGCAUGCCUGACCAGCCUACCAACGACGUCGAUGUUGAGGUUGAAGAUCCCUUCAGGGCGCGGUGCGUGCGAAACAUCGAGUCCGUGCUGCCGCACCUUGCGACGCACGAAGAGGACCUUCUGGGCCUGCAGUCGAUGAUGGGAUUGGUUCUCCUGCUGCUGGACAGAAACGACCCACGUCCUGCCAGCUCUCUCGUCGCUACAACCGUCAGGCUAGCCCACCGCCUGAGCGUCCACAGCCCAGACAUCAACAUGCGGUACUCGGACGCUGAGAACGCCCAGCGCGCCCGCGUGUUCUGGAUCCUCUACACCGUCGAGAAGGAGCUGUGCCUGCGGCUGCAGACGCCGUCCGUCAUCGACGACAACGACAUCUCCAUCCCAUUGCCGCCUGCCGAACCGGCCGACGGCGCUGGCGAUCUGUACUACCACUCAGCGGGCGACAGUCCGGACUCGCAACCAAGCAUUGCGCGCUUCAACAUCUUCCGCGCCGCCGUGCAGCUCGCCCGCAUCCAGGGCCUCAUCUACUCGCACCUCUACUCCGCCCGCUCCGCCCGCCUCCCGAUCGCCGUGCGCCGGCAGCGCGUGGAGCAAAUCGAUUCGCUCCUUAAGACUUGGCGGGAGUCUCUCCCACCAGAAUUGCAGUUGGGCCGUCUCACGCGGCUGCUUCAGCAGUGGCGGCCAGGAGAUCACAAUUACCCGCCUGGCAUCACGCGCCAACUCCUCGCACACUUGGCGCCGGUUCACUUGAUGGCACACCGUUGUUUCGUGAUGACUCACGGCAUAUACUCGCAGAAUGCAGGCUGGAUCCGCCGUUGCAUGAGCAGCUACGGACGCGUAGCGCUACGAGACGCCAAGGACCCGGUCAACGGCACAUGCUACGAGCAGUUGCCGCCACUGCCGGGGAGCUGGACGCGGUGCGUCGACUUUAGCAGGGACUCUCUGAAGCUUAUCUCGGCUCUGCCCAAGUCGGACUGGAGCAUUUGGACCAUGGGCUGCGCAUACUUCUCCGCCCUUCUCAUCAUUCUCGCCAACAUCGUCGAGUUCCCCGGCACCGCGCAGGCCGAGAUGGACCAGAAGCUGGCGCGCCCGGCCCUCGAGCUGUUCUGCAAAGUCCUGGCGUCGAGCGACUGGGCGCCUCUGCAGCAGCUGUACAUCGUCCUGAUGGAGAUCGACCGGGCUGCUGUGGCCGCGGUGAGGAACGCCGCAGAGGCAAAGAUGAUUGGCAGCAACAUGCCAGAGCAUCAGCCCGUCGUCCGACAGGAAGCGUCCGACUCGGCGACCGCGACGCCCGAGGACCCGGGCGACUGGGCUCUGACCAUGGGCGGCCACCCAGCGCUAGGCGACUCGAGCCGAGACCUGGACCUUCUAGGCGAGAAUCGCGAGCACCCGUUCGAAGAUCUGGAUUUGGAGAACCUGGACCCGCCAGAGCAAUGGCAGUACGGCGAUUUUACGGACCAGCAACUACCCCUGGAUCCCCUUGCCAAGACCUCAGACCAAGUGAUGGCAGCCGCAUUCGAUAUGUGGUCGUUCGGAGAUCAUGCGCUGAUCGACCAUUAUGGGAACGGCGGCGACGCAUUCCCUUACCAUCUAGUAGGGCGCGAGUAG
Molecule: messenger RNA, 3510 nt
Organism: Thyridium curvatum
Lineage: Eukaryota; Fungi; Ascomycota; Sordariomycetes; Thyridiales; Thyridiaceae
Exons: 8
Coding region: 1-3510 (1169 amino acids)
Biological process (GO): DNA-templated transcription
Molecular function (GO): oxidoreductase activity; DNA binding; FMN binding
Source: RefSeq, a predicted model, not a curated record